Lottia gigantea (owl limpet) is the source of this 513-nucleotide messenger RNA. RefSeq lists its product as hypothetical. Bases 1 to 513 code for a protein of 170 amino acids. The record is from RefSeq and is a predicted model, not a curated record. NCBI's taxonomy places the organism in Eukaryota, Metazoa, Mollusca, Gastropoda, Lottiidae. The transcript is spliced from 2 exons.
AUGUCAUCCACAGAGCGGAUUGAAUUCGAUGACAUGAAUAAAUAUGGUAGCAAUACCGAAUUGAGUUCCAAUUCUGGCAAAUCCAAUGGAGGAUUCCAUGUCUCGACUGCUAAAGCUUUUAUUUUGUUAUUAUUGGGAGUGUUAAUUGCUAUAGUUAUUGGACUCAUUGUGCAUUUCGCUGGAAAUGGUAAAGAAAUUGUUUGUAGUUGUCCACAAACUGAAUCUAAUGGAAAUAAUGUACCCGUUGCUGACCGAAUUACAGAAUGCAAGAAUUGGGCGGGUGAAGGCAAUACAGAAAUAUAUCUCAGUGAGAUGGUACAACGCUUGUCUGGCGGCCUUCUCGAUCCCAUGGCGUUCUCAACGCUUUCCAGAACAGAUUCACCGAAAGAAAGAAGAAUCACCGGGACUCAGGGAAUAGUGGCGACAAUUGCACGAACAAUGUCUGGCGUGUCAUACACGCUUAUACCACAAUUAUGGCGACCAUUAUUUUCCAUCACAGUAGCAGCGCAGUAA